Durusdinium trenchii is the source of this 531-nucleotide messenger RNA. The record is from the annotation of a GenBank genome assembly. NCBI's taxonomy places the organism in Eukaryota, Dinophyceae, Suessiales, Symbiodiniaceae.
AUGAAGCAUCCGCAGAUUGCGGAGCCAGUCUCGAAGGUGGAUGCACCUGCCGCUGUCCAUUCAGAUGCACCUGCCCAUGAUUCCCAAUCUCGAUUUCGAGAACCUGAUUCACAGCCCCCUCGGACUCAGGAAGGUGGCUUGCCUGAAAGCGACUCGCAAUGGCCAGCUGAAGUGAUGGAGGAAGCACAACCUGAGCUGUUUGUGGCUCAACGUGAGGAAGCAGGUCGGAGAGUUGAAUCCCACCAACCUGCUGUCGAGGGACUACUCGCAAAGGGAAAGCCAGAUGCUCCUAGUUGUGAGCAACCCCAGACUCCUUCAAAGGAAGACUUGGAUUCCGCUGAGAAGCGUGAGGAGGAUGAGGAUACCAAGUCGGACGACCUGGAGAAACGCCAGGCCUUUAAGGACAGGAAGCCCUUGUUCCAAGUGCCUGACUUGUACGAACUCACCAAGGGGCACUUGAAGGAUAUCCCUGAGAUCGAAGACAUCAAGGAUGAAAAAGCCAUGCAAGUGAUCAGCGCUCUGGUCUUGAAG